Zingiber officinale is the source of this 1871-nucleotide messenger RNA. Its product is annotated as ABSCISIC ACID-INSENSITIVE 5-like protein 5. The transcript is spliced from 4 exons. Bases 267 to 1451 code for a protein of 394 amino acids. Gene Ontology annotation, molecular function: DNA-binding transcription factor activity. Gene Ontology annotation, biological process: positive regulation of DNA-templated transcription. NCBI's taxonomy places the organism in Eukaryota, Viridiplantae, Streptophyta, Magnoliopsida, Zingiberales, Zingiberaceae. Gene Ontology annotation, cellular component: nucleus. The record is from RefSeq and is a predicted model, not a curated record.
GUUUUUUGCCUCUCUUUCUCACGCAGUUCUUGGAGUUCAUAAAAACUUGUGAAUUUGUAUUUGCUGCCUUUGGCAAGUGCGAUUUGCUAGGGUUCUUUUAAGGUGCUAAAUCUUGAAAAAUAGUAGGCAGCGAGCGUUGUCGCUGCUGGUCGGUUUGUGUUUGUGGGAUAACUUUGUCGAGGAUUUUUUUUUUGUCCGUGGAAUCUAAUUAUAUGAUGUUCUUGUGGGUGUGCUUUGAAUUGUUGGAGCGUAGGAUUUGAGGAAGGAUGGAUUUUAAGGGGAUGGGGGGAGCCGGCGGGGAGGUGCCGUUGCCGUCGACGACUCUGACGCGGCAGGGGUCGAUCUACUCGCUGACGUUCGACGAGUUCCAGAGCACGACCGGAGGCUUCGGGAAGGACUUCGGUUCGAUGAACAUGGAUGAGCUGCUUAAGAACAUAUGGACGGCCGAAGAGAGCUACGCCAUGGCCUCAGCACUCGGUGAUUCAAGUGGCGGCGCCGGGGCCGGACUCCAGAGGCAGGGCUCGCUGACCCUGCCCCGAACCCUCAGUCAGAAGACUGUAGACGAGGUCUGGCGGGACCUCGUCGGGCCUUCCUCGUCCGACCAGAGGCCACAUGUAGGCGGUGGCGCAGACAUCCCGCGGCAACACACUCUUGGGGAGAUGACGCUGGAGGAGUUCUUGGUGCGUGCUGGGGUGGUGCGGGAGGAAUUGGCUCCUCAGGUGCCGCAGAGGCCGCCGGACAGCAAAAGUAACAGUACCAACUUCUUUUUUGGCGAUUUGUCGGGCGAGAAAGUGUCCUCUGCUCUUGCACUGGAAUUCAAUCAAGGUACAGUCCGAAGUGAAGGAAACAUAGUGACUCCAAUUCCUCAAGGUUCGGCUGCCAAUUUGGGGAUGGUGAUCACUGCGGCUACACCUUAUGCGCCUACCAUGCCCUUGGGAAAUGGCGUGGACUUGGGGAACCCGCAGGGCAUGGCAAGUGGAGGACUUGUCGGCUUUGGUCAUGCUGGGUUGAACAAUGGAAUGAUAACGGGAAUGGUUGGUCUCGGCACACCAGGAGUCAUGAAGGCAUCAGGAUCACCCGUGAAUCCUCUUUCUUCCGAUGGAUUUGUGAAAGGCAAUGGGGAUCUUUCGUCUGUAUCGCCUGUUCCAUACGCGUUCAAUGGUGGAGUAAGGGUGAGGAGGUCCAGUGGAACUAUCGAGAAGGUUGUGGAAAGAAGGCAGAGGAGGAUGAUCAAGAACAGGGAAUCAGCUGCCAGAUCACGCGCUCGAAAGCAGGCUUAUACUAUGGAAUUGGAAGCUGAAGUAGCAAAACUCAAAGAACAAAACCAAGAAUUGCUUAAAAAACAGACUGAGAUGAUGGAGAUUCAGAAGAAUCAGAUACUGCAGAUGAUCAAUUGGCAAAAUGAACCAAAAAAACGUUGCUUAGGGAGGGCACAGACAAGUCCAUGGUAGAGAAAGGCAUCAGAACUGCUAGUGUCAUCGCCAUAUUCUCGUUUGUAGGUUAUUUUUGUAUAUGUGUAGGGGUUGGGUCACUUGAUGUAAGCUACAAAUCAUGAUCUUGUAGAAGUUGCUUCUAGCCCGUCUUCUGUUGUAAGAGCGAUCUUCUUUCUUGUAUUCUCUCCAUUUUAGAGGGUCAUUUCGUACUUUCCUAUAGGACUAGUUAUUUUCAUGCUCAUUAUGGCCUUCUCACAUGCAAAGAUCACUUUUUAAGGAUCGCAUGCUUGAGACUGGCUGCUAAAGAUGGGCAUAUUGGUUUUCCAGUCCUCAUGUGCUCCUCUAACGUAUGUGUUCUUUGAGUUUCUUGUUAUGUACCUGAAGCAUCUAGGGAAGAUGCAGAUGAAUGAGUAGAAUUGGUGACUUUUGUCUUCUUAA